AUGUCUUCUGCUCAUGAUGCCACCACCAAGAUCUCCAUUGACAAGUUCGACGGCGACAACUACGCGACAUGGAGCCGGUACAUGCGUGGCGUGUUCCUGACCAAGUCGACGUGGCACGUGGUGAACCGGGAGACGUCGCCGACCUACGCGGACGAUCGCGCCAUGGACGACUACGUCAAGGCCAACAACGUCGCUUUCGGACUGAUGUUGCUGCACAUGGACGCGGACUACCAUCACAUCGUCGAUGACUGUGAAGAGGCGUGGGUCGCGUGGGCGCGUUUGGAGACGCUGUACGGCGGAUCGCAGAAGGCUGGAAGCAUCUACUUGAAGCGCCAGCUGUUCAGCAUGGAGAUGGCGGAAGGCGGCAAUGUGAUGCAUCAUUGCAACGAAGUCCUCAACCUCAGCGCGAAGCUCAGCAGCACCGGCGCCAAGAUGGAGGACGAGGACGUGGCGAUCUGCUUGUUGCGCAGCCUCCUUAAGAGCUAUGAGAACGUCGUCCUUAUUUUGGAGAUGAGCAGCACGGAACUGCGAUCGCGAGACGUCGUGAGAGUGCUCACGAAUGAGCACAUCAAGAGGCAAGGUGACAAGACGACAUCGGUGAAGACUGAAGACGCGGCGAAGGCGUUCAGUGCCGAGCGUGAACCUCGCCAGUGUACAUGCUGCGGAAAAUUGGGGCACACGGCGGAGCGGUGCUGGACCAAGCAGAAGGACGAAAAUCAAGGUGGAGCUCGACGCGGCGGCAUCAAUGCUCGUGGACGCGGAGCCAACAACGUUCAGUGGCGAAUCAACAGCAACUACGACGACAACUACGAUCGAGUUGCAUUCGCGGUUUCGCUGGAGGCUGGACUUUCGACGGGCAAGAAUAUGCCAGGGAUGUGGGCAGUCGACAGCGGUGCGACGCAUAACAUCUGCAGCGACAAGGCCAAGUUUGCAAGCCUGAAUGAGCGAGAGGAAGGCGAACUAUCAGUGGCUGAUGGCAGCAAGGCUGCGAUCAAGGGUGUGGGAACCAUCAUGGAACGGGUGGUUCUGUCCACUGGUGACGAACGCGACAUUGAGAUCAAGGACGCAUUGUUCGUACCAAGUAUGAGCAAGAAUCUGCUUUCGGUGCCACAGAUCAACAAGGGUGGCAGGUUCCAAGUCGUGUUCGAUGGAUCCAAGAUGCAAGUGAAGCGCAAGAAUUCCACACAAGUCGUGGCAACAGCGGAUCUCGUCGAUGGACUUUACUGGCUGCGGACUCCUCAACGAUCGGCAAAUGCAGCAACACGCAAUGGGACUAUCGACUUGCAUGCGCGCAUGGGUCAUGCACCCCUCGAAGUUCUGCGCAAGAUGGCGGCCAUUGGCCCGCAGAUGUCGAAAUGCAGCAACUCGAACACACCAUAUUGGCGUUUGUCACGGUUGCCAGCAAGGAAAGAUGGUCCAAAAACCAUUCCCAACCAACCGUGA
Molecule: messenger RNA, 1443 nt
Organism: Peronospora matthiolae
Lineage: Eukaryota; Oomycota; Peronosporomycetes; Peronosporales; Peronosporaceae
Source: the annotation of a GenBank genome assembly